Brenthis ino (lesser marbled fritillary) is the source of this 327-nucleotide messenger RNA. Lineage: Eukaryota; Metazoa; Arthropoda; Insecta; Lepidoptera; Nymphalidae. The record is from the annotation of a GenBank genome assembly.
AUGAAUUUUGUAACUUCAAGUCAACUUAUAAUUAAACGGACAAAAUUCCAGCAACUUGAAAAGCUAGCAUCCACAAAACUGAAAAUUAACGCCAAAGAAACAAUGAGAAUAGCAGAGGAGCUAUAUAUUUCGGGUUUCAUUAGCUUCCCGCGUACCGAGACCACGGAGUUUCCCAAGGAGAUCAACUUGGGCCAGCUGGUGUCGUUGCAGACCAGCGACCCGCAGUGGGGGCCCUUCGCGGCGUGUGUGCUCGCCAACGGGCCUUCCCCGCGGAAAGGCACUAAGAACGAUGGCGCACAUCCGCCCAUACAUCCCACUAGACAUGGG